ACAAGAACUAUGCAGCAACAGCAACUAUUAGCAGUAGAUGAUGAGAAAGAGCAGAGUGUUUUUUUAGAUGCCGAUGAACAAGGAGACGGCGCUGGUGGAGGAGGUGUCGACGCACUACGAAUAGGUGAACAUGCGAAAGCACAGACUGCAACGGAACAACGGUCAGAAAACGACGGACGUAUUAAGCAUGACGAUGCAACAUCCUCUUGGUGUUGUCCGACUAAAAAGAGUGUGGUAUCAACAACAACGUGCUGUCCCGGAACAACAACCAGUCGCACAGCUAGUCACGCAGC
Molecule: messenger RNA, 293 nt
Organism: Amoebophrya sp. A25
Lineage: Eukaryota; Dinophyceae; Syndiniales; Amoebophryaceae
Source: the annotation of a GenBank genome assembly